Molecule: messenger RNA, 1722 nt
Organism: Melitaea cinxia (Glanville fritillary)
Lineage: Eukaryota; Metazoa; Arthropoda; Insecta; Lepidoptera; Nymphalidae
Product: circadian clock-controlled protein daywake-like
Exons: 11
Coding region: 1-1464 (487 amino acids)
Source: RefSeq, a predicted model, not a curated record
AUGAGUUUUCUAUUGUUGGUUUUGUGGGCGGUAUUCAGUAGUACGGAAAGUAGUAAUAGCCUAACUGCGUCGUUCAUAGAUCCAUGUGUCCUGACUGAUUCAAACUGCUUAAGAGCAUCAGCCCAGAAAGCGCUGCCUGUUGUAGCGGCGGGGAUCCCAAGUCUCGGAAUGGAAUCCUUGGACCCCAUGGUAAUGGAGCGGGUUCGAGCAGUGCAGGCAGGACUUAGGAUGGAUUUUAGGAACACCAUCGUUAAAGGGUUAAGGAAGUGUGAAGUUUUAGAUUUAAGGCGUUUCGCGCGCAAGACUGAGAUAGAUUUGAAAUGUUCAGUCGUGCUGAUAGGUGACUACACCCUCGGGGGGCAGCUCCUCAUUCUACCUAUUGAGGGUGAUGGGAAAUAUAAAAUCAAAAUUCGUGAUAUUGUAGUAAAAGUGGUGCUGGAUAUAGGCGAGCGGGAGGCCGGCGGUGAACGAUACUGGACUGUAAGCGGCUUUAGACACAGCGUUGAGGUCUUGGGCGGAGUUCAAUUCCAGUUUCAGAAUCUAUUUAAUGGCAACCGACAAAUGGCUGACCCUGUCCUAGAGUUCGCGAACUCGAACUGGCGGCAGAUCUUCUAUGACGUGGCGCCGCCCAUCGUGCACACGAUCGUCUCCCACAUCGUUGCUGAGACCACCAAGCUCUUCGAGAAGACACCCAUCAGCGAGCUCCGUCGGACCACGCCCUAUUUAAAACUAGUUAAAACUAGAGUUUCUAAAAUGAUACGCGUCGUCUGUCUGUUGUCGCUAGUUCUGACGGCCAACAGCGCGUCAGCUCCCUUCAUCAAGCCGUGCAACGGUGAUGACUCCGCGUGCAUUAUGUCAUCCGCUGUCUCCGCCGUCCCGUUCUUCGUCAGUGGAGUCCCGGAGCUCGGCAUGAAACCCCUGGAUCCUCUCUCACUCCCACUAAUCAAGAGCGACCAGGGCGGGCUCAAGUUGACCUUUAAGGACUCCACGCUGACUGGACUAAAGAACUGCCAUUUGGAAAAUAUUAAACACGAUUCUUCUAAAAUAAAGCAAACCGUCAUAGUUAAAUGUAACCUGGUGCUGACAGGAGAUUACGAUAUCAACGGACAACUACUGAUUUUGACCACGCAAGGGAAUGGCAAAUAUAAAAUAGAUAUACGUGACAUGGUAAUUAAAACUACCGUCGACUUAACAACGGUUACUGGCAAGGACGGAAAGCCUCACUGGCACAUAACAAAAUGGAACAGAUCCUUCAAAGUUCUCACUGGCACAACCUUCGACUUCGAGAAUCUUUUUAAUGGAAACAAAAUUCUUGCUGAGCCAGUGUUAGAAUUCGCAAACACGAACUGGAAAGAUGUGAUGCAGGAAAUAGCACCGCCUGUCGUCGACGCCAUCGUUUCUGAAGUUGUUUUAGCUGUUGAAGCCUUGUACAAAUCUGUACCUCUGGAUGAGUUGCAUACGUAGAAAAAUAGAACAAUUCAUAAAUAAUAAUUUAAAAUGGGUUAAAUAAAUAUGAAAUUUGAAAUCUUUAUUUAUUAAUUUUUAUUUUUGUUUUAAUGCGUUAAAAUUGUUCUAUUUGGGUAUUAUCAAGUUGGAGUAUCAUAUCUACAGUAAGGAUAGUCCAAAAUGUUUAAAUCUAUUUUGAAACCUAUUAUCUAUUUCUCCAAAUAGGUAGCUAUUUUAUAUUAAUAACUAUCAAAUAAAGUUGUUUAAACAUUUCAA